AUGCUCCAAGCGCCCAUCCGGGUCUAUGCAGACGCCCGACAAAGAGCGAGACAAGGCUAUGGGCCUGCGCGGCUGCCCAGGGGCUUCGACGCGGACGCGCCCAGGGCAGGCAUCGCCGCUUUGCGCCUGGCUGCCGCAGGGCUGGAGGCAGCCAACGGCGUGUACCAGGUAACUUCCAAAGAGAAGUUUGGCGCCCCUGUGUUCCAGAACAUCUCUCAGCCAGGCUUCCGCAUUCUGCGAGACGAGCAGCUGAACAAGGGGAGAGCUCGACAUGGCUGGCUGCUGCUGUCGCCAGAAGGGGAAGCCCUCUACGGUCUUCCCACGGAGUCUUUGACUGUUCCAGUAUCGACCUGGCGCUGCUAUCAGGCACCGCAGCCUGCCCCGCGAAUCGAAGCGUUUCAGGUGCUCACAGAGGCGGUGAACGCCUUCGUGGAUGCUGUGGAGGAAUCGGUGAAGGAGGCGUUGGUUGCAGAGGACUGGCAAUCUGCACGCGCGGCCUCCACUUCGGCACUGGAAGGGCUCUGCCUCUCCGGCCAGCGCUUCGGCGAAAGAUUCGAGGCGCGCGCCGUGGCCCUCCUCCGCUGCAGGGCCCAGGCUGCCCUGGCACUGAGGGACUUUAAAGCCGCACUGCGAGACUCCGUGGUCAUCCUCGAGCUUUUGCCGGGUGAUGCUGCUGAGGAGAUGGCGCUCACUGCAGCUGCGGAGCUGGGAGCAGACGCUGGUGAGCUCCUGGAGGUCAUCCGCCGCGGCGGCAUCCUGGACCGCUGCUCGCCGCUGUCGCUGCGGGUUGUAGAGCAGUGGGUGGAGGAUGUUGCGAAGGUUGCAGAGGCCCGUGCAAAUCUGCGGCAUCGGCAGUCUGAAGGUGCUGUUGACAACGAUCCACAGCAACAGGGCGAGCAGGCCGAGCAGGCUCCGGCUCCUUCCGAGGAGCCUCGGCGCAGCAUCAAAUCCCUGAGCGGCUCCGAGGUCACGGAUGUCUACCAUCGUGGCUUUGUGGCAUGGGCCGGCUUUCCUCGCGCAGAAGAGAUGCGGGAGCCCCUGUUCUUCCAUGAGUGGGUCUUGUGGCUUGGCAACCAGCUCUCCAUUCUGAACUGGCGCCUACUGGCCAGACGGAAGGGGGUGCAGUUGGAAGACAGCACGGCGAUGUCACCUCGAUCACAGCAGAGGGCUGCGGUCGAAACCCUGGUCGCUGCCUUCGAGUCUGCCGGGCGGCCGGCAGUGGAGGAGCCGGAAGUGCAGGGGCGGCCAGCGCUUUGCGAUGCGGAGGCCGUGCUGCAGCAGGUGAGCCGAGCUGUUCCGGGCCUGAGAAGCCGCUGA
Molecule: messenger RNA, 1317 nt
Organism: Symbiodinium sp. CCMP2592
Lineage: Eukaryota; Dinophyceae; Suessiales; Symbiodiniaceae
Source: the annotation of a GenBank genome assembly